UUUUCAUUUCUCUGCGCUCUCUCUCUCUCUCUCUCUCUUCGAAAUCAAAACACACUCUUUCUUCUCUCUCGUGAAUUUUAGAUUCUUUCGCUUUCUCUUCGAUGGAUUCAAAGCGAUUCGAUCGCGCGAGUUGCAAGGUUCGGGUCGUCACCAGGAUCCGCGGGUUUGCGGGUCCCGAGGCUAAUUCCGAACCUGCCGCUUCCAGAACGGUGGAGUGGGUUUCGGUGAACCGCGAAAAUUUGGAGGAUGUCACCAUCUCCUUCGGAGACCAAUCUUCCAGUCUGUAUUCAGUGGACUAUUGCUAUAAGGAAGAUGAAGAUAAUGAAUUGAUAUAUUCAAGGGAGGUGAAGCCUCUUGUGUCUGCAGCUUUUGAUGGUCAUAACAGCACUGUUAUUGCACAUGGUGCUAGGGGUAGUGGAAAGACGCACGUAAUUCAGGGCUCUGCUGAGAGACCGGGUUUGGCAGUGCUUGCUAUCGCUGAGUUUCUUUCAGUGGCUGAGAAAAAUGGGAAAUCCAUAGCUGUUUCUUUCUAUGAGGUUGAUCAUCAGGAGCGGGCCAUGGAUUUAUUAAAUCCAGAAAAGCCACCAAUUUUGGUUUUUGAAGAUCGUGGCAGAAUUCAGUUUAAAGGACUAACUCAGGUUCUUGUGAAAUCCAUUGCUGAAUUUCAGAAUUUGUACUCCUCUGCAUGUUUUGCACUGAAGGGAGCUCCCAAAAAAGGAGGAUGUGAACAUGUUCAUAGAAGCCACAUGGGAUUAAUCGUCCAUGUCUUUUCCCAGAAUGGAAGUCUUGUAAGCAAAGUGAAUUUUGUUGACUUGGCAGGUUAUGAAGAUGCUAGAAAGAAAAGUAGUGAUGGAUCCUACCUUGCUGAGAUUAACAAAAUUAACAAGUCAAUUUAUGCCUUAUUGAAUGUUUGUCAUGCUUUGAGUACAAAUGAAAGUCGUGUUGCCUACCGGGAAAGCAAAAUUACACGCAUGCUGCAGGAUUCGUUGAGGGGGACUAGCAAAAUUUUAUUGGUUUCAUGCUUGAACCCAUCAUUUUGCCAAGACACUAUUUACAUGGUUAGCUUGGCAUCACGGUCAUGUCAUUGGAUUCAUCGGGCAUUCUUAGAUUCCACCAAGAGAAAUGCAAGUUCAGCAAAACAAAUGGUGAAUUCUCAUAAGAACCAGAUACCCAAAAGUGUUUCAGGAACAGCAAAGAAAUUACAUGUUUCUUCUAAAUUACUUGAUAAAAAAGUUGUUGUUGCUAAGAAGUCUGCAAUAAAAGGAAGGAAAUUGUUUGAUGAAGCCAGUCACUCUGUUACUAAAGCUGAGAAGGAAAUUGCUGUUGCCCAAGUUACUCAAGCAUCAAAGCCUUUAUUGGACAAUUCAUUGUUGGAAACUGGAAGUGAUGUCGUACUCAACUCUGGAAUGGAAAAGAAGACUGGAAAUCAUGUUGUACUCAACUCUGGAAUGGAAAAGAAGACCAGAAAUCAUGUUGUACUCAACUCUGGAGUGGAAAAGGAUGACUCAUUUUCAAAAGCUAGAGAGAACGUGAAACUUGAUCUGAUGGUGCAAAAUGAUGAUUCAUCUUUUAAUGCUAACAUUGAAGUGGAACUUAAUCCCCUAGCAGAUCAGGGUAUUUCGGUGGAUGAGGAGGAUCAUCAAAAGGAGCAUACUCCUUAUGCUAGUAAUUACUCUGAAGCAUUGGCAAAAAUAGUUCAGGAAGACCAUAGCAUAAACAAGGAGAACAACAAUUCAAGGGCAAUCAGAGAUGAUUCAUUGGCUAUUAAUUCACCACCUAUCAGUUCUCAGUUGCAGGAUCUUUCCAAUAGUCUUAAAAUGCUAUAUUCUUCAACCCCAUCAUGCAUGCAGAUACCAAAAACGGAACCCAUUCCACUUGAUAUUGUUGAACCAAAAACUCCAACAAUUGAACAAAACAUGAGCAUUAACAGAUGGGAUGCAAUGAAUGCCAAAAGUCCCUGGGAGACAUUCAGCAUGCGAGGUUCUGGAAUGAAGAGUUCUCUUGUUCAAGAAUACCUCAGGUUUUUAAAUACAGCUAACAAGGAGGAAUUAAAAAAAUUGAAGGGAAUCGGGGAGAAGAGAGCUACCUUCAUACUUGAACUCCGAGAAGAAUCUCCAGAGCCUUUCAAGAGUCUGGAUGAUUUGAAGGAUAUUGGGCUUUCGGCAAAGCAGGUUAAAGGAAUAAUGAAGAAGGAAGUCGGAGAGCUUUUCAGUUAGUUAUAAAUGCAUCUCGGGAUUUAUACAAGUUUCUGGAAUAUUUUUUAUGUAUUAAUGUAUAUCCAUGGAGAAUAUCUCUAUUGGCAACCCAAAGUUGCCCUUGACUUGUGUAAUAUUAUGAGAUGUUCCUUGACUAGUGUAAUAUUAUGAGAUGUGUAGAAAAUGAUAUGAAGAAGAAAAAAACGUGUAUUUUGAGAAAAUGAUAUGAAAAUCUUGUCAUA
Molecule: messenger RNA, 2437 nt
Organism: Glycine soja
Lineage: Eukaryota; Viridiplantae; Streptophyta; Magnoliopsida; Fabales; Fabaceae
Product: kinesin-like protein KIN-10C
Exons: 18
Coding region: 102-2216 (704 amino acids)
Biological process (GO): microtubule-based movement
Cellular component (GO): kinesin complex; microtubule
Molecular function (GO): ATP binding; ATP hydrolysis activity; microtubule motor activity
Source: RefSeq, a predicted model, not a curated record